AUGGACAGGGACGAAGACAACGACGAUGACGCCGACGACGAUCGUUUCGGAGACUCGCGCGACGUCGACCGCCUGGAACCCGUGAUGAAGUCUGUGACCGGGCCGGGCGACCACAAGGCGGGCGAUAGUUGCGAGGACGAGCAGCCACUCGAGACUCCGAGGCCGGACGCGAUUGGCAGAAAUGUCCCGGGGGCGGAGAAGGUACUACCGGGCGGACCGGCGGCGAGCGCCGCGUCGGGAGCCGAUGAGCCGACGGCGGCGGCGGCGGCGGCGGCGGCGGCGGCGGAGGCGGUGACGCCGACGACUGGCGCAGCCGCCGGCGACGGCGAAAGCGACGGCAGUGUCGGGAUGGGGCCCCCGCCGAUGCCGAGCUCCACCGGCUCCGCUACCCGCCGCAAGACGACGACCCCCGCGCACGCGCAGGCACAGGCACCGGCGAGCAGCACGAGCUCGAGGUCCAGGCGCCGGCCUGUACGCCCGCCCACGCCGGGCUCUUCUUCUCAGAAGCGAGGCCAGUUUUUCGCCCCAAGGUCAAGCGUCGCGCCGCCGCCGCCGCCGCCGCCGCCCGCGCAGCUGCAGCUGCAGCAGCAGGAACAGGUGGUUCUCCUGUCUUCGGCUCCUUCGGCUCAGGGUAGAGGCAUCGGCGGAGUAGUUGUGUUGGGUGGAGGUGGGAUUACGGUUACGGAGCAUCACCGCCGUGGCUCAAGCGAGGGGUCCCGAGAAGGAAGAGUCUUGCCGGUGGCGGCGGCAGCUGCCCGCGGCGGGCUGAUUCAGACGUCGGCGGCGUCUCCAGCAGAGGGCGGGGGCGGCUCGGCGGAGGAAACGAGUGAUGGUGGGGGGCUAGGGGCGGCAGGCGGGGAUACGGGGGCGGCGGCAGAAGAGAGCUCGGCGGGGCGUGUGCCUGGGUCCGAACACACGUCGCAAGGUUCAGCGUCAUCUCAGAUCGGGCUUCACCUCAGCGCACGCCCCGAAAGAGAAGUGGUAGUCGAGCCACCAGACCGGCCCCAGGGGUCGCUACAAGUGCCAGCGGAAAGGGGUGGCCCUUUUGAUGGUAGAGUCGGGGACGACGGAGAGGGAGAGGGUAGUAGGAGCUUGAUCGGGGCAGGGGGGGCGGGUAGAGAGGAGACGGAGAGGGCUAAGAUCGCCGUAGAACAGCGGUCACCGCGGCCCGAGCAGCUCUCGCGGAACGGGGAGAGAGCGAGCAACGGGGGCACCGGUGCGGGUAGGGGGGGGGCAGUGUCCAUGGCUAGGAGCAUCACGGAGCGGCUUCCACGCCCCAGGCAGAUCUUGGAAGCCCUUCAAGAAGAGCUGGAGCUUCGAAACCCCGGCCUGACCGCCCAGUCGAAGCCGAUCAUCCUGGCGGAGGUCUUGCCGGCCGUGGCGGUAACCUCCCUUGCGCUGUGGACGCUUGCCGUGUACGCCGUGGGAAUCGCUCUCGUCCUCACCGGCAUGCUGCCUGGGAGCUCCACUUCGAGCAUUCCCUGGCAGCGGGCACGCUACGCUGCCGUGUUCUCGGGGGACUUCGCCGGCCUGGCCGGCCUGUACGGGAGCGUCUCGCUCCGGGCGGCCUUUACGGACGAGGCGACGGUAGCGUUAGUGGACGCGCUCCCGGAGCCGGCCGUGGUGGACUUGAUGGUGGAGGCGUGCACGGCGGGGGCGGCGGGGGCGUGGGGCGAGUGCGAAGGGGGCUGGCAACCGGUUUUGUUCCAGGAGGACGUGUCUGUUUCCUCGGGGGUGGGCCUGCCGUUGUCCGACAGGGGUUACGAGAUCUUCAACUUUCGCCAGAAUCAGGAGACUGUCCGGGGAGAGGCGAUCAUCCAGCAGUAUCGCGUGCUGGUGGGCUUCGUGUCCACCACCUCCAGCACCAGCACCAGCAGCGAGGCCGACUUCUCCGGGCUGACCACGGCGCGGUGGACGCUGACGUACGAGACGAGGGGCGCCGGGCGAGGGUCGGGGGUGGCCAUGGCGUGCGCGCUGGGUCUGUGGGUGGUGGGGUGGCUGUCGUGGUGCCACGCCGUGUUUCGCCGCCGCGAAGGAGGCUUUGAGGACGGCGGACCUCACUUCGAACACAAGUGCCUGGCUUUCGCGGGGCUGUCGGUGGCCCUCUACCUGGUCGGCAGCCUUCGCGGGGCCCCCGGCUCGGCGUCGUGGGGCCUGGCGAGCGAGAUGAUGCGCAGCCUGGCCGCGGCGGUGUUUUUGGUGGCGGCGCUCUGCAUGGCAGACGGCAUCCCGCGGCGCAGCGUAGACAACAGGUUCACCAUCGCGAUCGCCCGAUUUUACGCCCCCAAGGUGGCACUUGGCGUGGCCGCACUGAUGUUCAUGCUGCUGGUCGACUUGGCGUUGUUCCCCAGCCUGGCGGGGUGGGAUCACGGGUCGCUGGUGGCAAUGGACAACUGGCCGCAUGCGCAGCUGGUCGCCUUUACCCUGGUCGCCGUCGCGGAGAUGGUCUUGAUGGCGAUGUGGGCCGUGUGGAUGGUGUGGAGGAUCACCAGCGCGGGGCGCCUGCUGCGACAGCUCCCGUACGUCCCGACGCGGUUCCAGCAGCUUUCGUACACCUUCUUCGGCCUGCAGGUGCUGUUCCUUGUCCUGGUCUUCGCGGUGCUGGCGCUGGCGAGGCUGGCGAGGAUCCUCGAUACCGACUUGGGGGGAAACUCGGUGGGCGCAGAGUUCCUGCUCUUCGUCGUCAACACCAGACAGGACCACACGGCGUCGGUUUGGAUUGCGUUGGCCUUCGCCCUGCAGCUGCUGCUGCUGUUUCUCCCCGCGUCGCUGAAGGAGUGUGCCUUGCUGAGGGGCUUCGUGGUGCGGUUCGUGCACUUCGAGUCUCAAGUCCCGCAGCUCGGCCGGAGCGGCAAGGGCGACGCGAAUGGACGAGAAGAAGAGAAGCAAGGGACAGGAAGAGGAGGAGGAGGAGGAGGAGAGCAGCAAGGGGUAGGAGGGGAGCCAGGGCACCGGGACCCGGAAGGCGGAUCCUGUACUUCAGCAACCCGAGGAGGCGCCGCCAUACCCGGGGACGCGCGGAGGAUGUCCCCUCACGGGGUGCGUGUUGUCGUCGGGAACGAGGGUAGAGGCGGGAGCAGCCGGAGCGGCGGCAGGAGCAGCGAUCUUGUGGGGACGGCGGGGGGAGAAGGAAAACGCCCGUUCUUGUGCCUGGAGACCGCUGCGUGGCUUCUGGAAGUAUCAGAGGAAACCUACAAAAUGCCUCCUGACCCGUGCAAGCCCAACAACGAGGCUAACGUAGCCGUCGCGGACUUCGAGCGCGUGGGUCUCGAGGUGUUCGGCUACAUCUCCAACACCGAGCACGACACGCACUGCUUCGUGCUCAAGGACGACAGGAGGGCGCGGGUGGUGGUGGCGUUUCGCGGCGCGGUCUGCAGAAGGUCCUGGAUGAACAGACUCAGGUUCAAGCAGACGGAGUUCAACCUCGACGCGAUGAUGCCAGUGGGCCGAGAGGCCGAAGCGCCAAAGGUGCUCGCCGAAGAGGUCAUGGACCCCUGGCCGGCGGCGGAAUCAGCUGCCCUCGCCGCUCAAAACGGCGGCCAUUACGCCGCACCCGGUACGUCCGCCGGCGGCGGCGGGGGGCGAGAAAACUCUGAGAGCGCUGUGCCCCGGGGGCAAUGUUUACCCCGCGCCUCUGCACACCCUGCCGAUGCGGGCGUUUUGGAGAACGACACCGUUGCCGUCCAUACGUCCCCGUCCUUGUCUACCCUGAACGGCUGCGGCGACGCCGAGAACGACGACGACGACGACGACAACGUUCUUGGGAGUACGACGCUGACGCCGGCGGCGGCGGCGGCGGCGGCGGGUUCGCACCCGGCUUUGGGGAGAUUUUUCUUCCCGAAGAGCGCGAGCAACAUCAGUCAUUCCAUGGACGAUGCCGCUUCGGCCAGCAACGCCACCAACCGCGGCGGUGGCGGGACGGCUUCGGUCGCUCCGGCUGAUGAGUCCCGCGCUGUUGUUGCUCCCUCGGCCACCGUAGUGAAACGCGUAACGCGGAGCAGCAGCAGCGCAGGAGCGGCAUCGAGGGAAACGCCCGGCGGUGGCGGCGGCAUCGAUCCCAAGUCUUGGUCAUACACCGGCGGCGGUGUCGGUGGCGGCGACGGACGGGAGCUCGACAAGAAGGGGGCCACCACCACGCCUCCGAGUGCACUACCCCGGUACGUCCGGCCGGCGAACGCCUCCACCCCGUCGACCGCCGCCGAUGGCGGCGGCGACGGCGGCAACGGGGACUACGACGAUGGCGGUGCCGGUGGUGGCGGCGGCGGCGGCGGCGGCAACUGGCGGCGAAAGGACGGAGACCGGAGGGGGAGCACUGGCAGGCGCUGGAUCCGCAGGCUGUUGAGGACCGCGUCGUCUAUCGGGGCCUCGUCUUUCGGCGGCGGCGAUUCUCCCAUGUGGAGCUCCGACUUCGAGAGCGAGGACGCUGGAGGCAAGGAGGAGAAGGAGGACGAGGGGUGGGGCGGGAGAGGAAGAGAAGGCGGCGGGGCGGGGGGAGGAGAUGAAGAGGUGGGGGGGCGAGCAGCGUGGCAAGAAGCGAAGGUCGUCGACGCUGCUGCCGGAGAUGCGGAAACGGGCGGAGGGAGAAGGGAGGUGGAGAACAGCGGAGCUAAGAACCACCAGGACGCAUUGCCUGCCGCGGCCGCAGAACCAGUACAGGCAGGCGACUCCUUGAGAGACGCAGAGGAGGGGGUAACGGGGGGGCGAGAGUUUGCUGACAAUAGGCAGGCUCACGGGACCGGGCUCAGCCGGGCCCCAGUGUUGAACAAGUGCCUGGGGGGGAGGGUGCACACCGGAAUCUGGGACUCUUACGAGGCGGUGCGGGAAGAGGUGCACGUGGCCGUCCGCAAGGUCGUGGUCGGUUGGCUGCUGAGCGAGCGGAACGCUCCCGGUGUUAUACAGGUCUACGUGACCGGGCACUCGAUGGGGGGGAGUCUCGCCGCACACUGCGCGAUGGAUCUCAAGAUGUACACGGUGGACAAGAUUCACGCCCGCCUCGGAGACUUCGCAAGAAGGCGCCGCGCCCUUCGGGACCGUAUACGGGCGGCGGAGGUGCCCGCCGUGGUCGGUGACACCGGCGGUGGCGGCGGCGGCGGCGGCGGCGGCGGAAGGAGAGAAGACGCCCUGGGUGAGGGGGACGAUGGAGAGGACCUGCGGUCUAGGGGAGAGGUUGAGCUAAGCCUGUUCUCGUUCGGGGCCCCGCGGGCGGGCAACCAGCGCUACGCGGCGAGGUACAAUGCCGCCGUGCCGCGCAGCUUCCGGAUCGUGGUGGACGGUGACCCCGUACCGCCUUUCUCCCUACUCGCCGCAGGGGUUACCCACCUGGCGGUACGGGCACGCGGGAACCAAGGUUUUGAUCGACGGUCGAGGGAGAGGUCCGCUCAUUCUGGACCCGAGCCUGGCGGAGCAGAGGAUCUUCCCUCGCUCACAGCGGAGGCGCUACGUGCAUCACCAUGA
Ectocarpus siliculosus is the source of this 5454-nucleotide messenger RNA. Lineage: Eukaryota; Phaeophyceae; Ectocarpales; Ectocarpaceae. The record is from the annotation of a GenBank genome assembly.